AUGGCGAGCACAACUCAAAUAUCACACGCAUACCGUAGCCUGUAUCGAAACAUCCUAAGGGCAGUACAAUAUUCAUCCCCUGCUCGUUUCGUGGCACGCGAUCAGCUUAGAAGGGCCUUUCGCGAGCCUGGUGCCACCUACGAUGAAAGAGGCAUCAAGCGGACCAACUGGUUCCUGGAGGCUGCAGCCAAGGAGAAGGGGAUGGAGCACAGGAUUCUGAAAAACUUGCUGCGAGUUCAGAAGAUGAGGUUUCGGAAGAGAGCAUAUUCCUCUUAUGAUCCGCUAAAAUAUGCAGAUAAUGAGACGAAAGUGGCGAAUGCUACAGCGUACAAUCACUACGACAUGACGGUUGCUAUGCUUAACAAGAGCAUGGGAACACUGUUGCGCUGA
Molecule: messenger RNA, 390 nt
Organism: Fusarium graminearum PH-1
Lineage: Eukaryota; Fungi; Ascomycota; Sordariomycetes; Hypocreales; Nectriaceae
Exons: 2
Coding region: 1-390 (129 amino acids)
Source: RefSeq, a predicted model, not a curated record